AAAAAGACACAGGUAAAUUUGGCAAUCAUCAGAGAAAUAUUACAAAACCAACUUGAUUUUGGAUUCGUUGAGAGAUAGAGCAAUUUCUCAGACAAUAGCGUCAAUUUAGAUAAAAUGGUGGCUCUUUCUUCCACGACUUUGAAUUGCGUUCCGGUUGAAAUAAUAGUAAUUCUACAUACAAUCUCCGUAAUGAUACUGAUUCCAGUUCAGUCAUAUUAUGUGAUAGACAAAACGGCAAAGCAACACAAUCAAGUUCACAUAUUAAAAGACUCGGAAUCAGCUUGCCAUGUGUCAAAUGCAACAAAUAUUAAUCAUAUAAACGACUCAAGUGUAAUAAUACAAAAGGAAGCUGCAGAGAACUUAAUGCAUUUAAGUUUAUGCGUAACAAUUGUUUCAGUGAUUCCGAUAUUCUUGUUUGGGUACCUUUCAGAUGUAUAUGGAAGAAGACAAAUGUGGACUGUAUGCGCCUGUGGCACCCUGGCUAAAGAGAUAAUUUUACUGCUGACUGUAGUAUUAGAACUUCCUACUUGGGUGUUGUAUUUUGGACAAGUUAUUUUUGCAUUGACAGGAACAUACAGUGGUGCAAUGGUUAUAAUCUUUGGAAGUAUUGCCGACACAACAACUGAGGGAAAAGAUAGAAGUUUCCGGAUCACCGUUGUACAAGGAACAGGAAUGCUAACAGCAGCAGUUACAACUUUUGGAAUGGGUUUUUGGAUAUUAGAGGAAGCGUUUAGAUAUCCAAUUAUAAUGACAUUGUUCCUAACAACUAUCAAUCUCGUUCUUGGACUUCUUAUGCUACCACAGAAAAAACAACCUGCAACCAAACUAAAGACAGUUCUUGCUCCAUUUAAAAUAUACAUUGAUGCAAAUUCAGAGAGAAGACGUAAAAUGUUUCUGUGCUUAGCUGUUUUUCUGCUGUUAUCUUCGUGUUUGGUUGGCAAACUUGGAUAUCAGAAAUUAUUUCUUAUGCGAAAUCCGCUCUGUUGGAACGUUCUACAUGUGCAAAUACUACGUGCUGUGCAAACACUAUUCAACACCAUAUUUGUCAUUGGAGUUGUCCGCUUACUCCUACGCAUUACGUCAGAGAGUAUUAUUUUAAUCGUUGGCAUAAUUUCUACAGUUUCAUACUUGAUUGUGUUUGGUUUUUCGAUAAAUGACUUGAUGGUAUAUUCACAUGUGAUAGUAGGCUGUAUGUCAAUUGCAGUGUUUCCUAUGCUAAGAGCCACUCUGUCUAAACUUGUUAGUUCUGAUGAACAAGGAUCCGUCUUUGCAAGUAUGGCAUGUUUAGAUGAACUUGUUGCAGCAUUUGCUCAUCUUACUUACGGGAAACUGUACACAUUUUCUGUAGCUAGGUUUCCAGGAUUGAUUUUCUUAGUGAUGGCAGGUGUGUCAAUCAUUACGCUAUUUGGAGCUAUAGUACUUCAUGGUUGGAUGCAUAAAGAUCACAAGGAUACAAAGGAAUCAGUUAUAGAGUUGAGUUACAUUAAAUCUUCAAGUUUCUCCAGGGAUACAACGGAAACAGGAAAUGCAAUCUAAUUUUUUAAAAAUAUUAGAAGCUUUAACUACACUAUGUAUUACAACGUUAUGUUAACCUCAAAAAGUUAUUAAUUCAAGCAACUCGUAUAAAAUAUCAAAACGAUUGGAUUUUCCGCAAGGUUCGAAUUAUUUUAUGUGGAUACCAUCCACAAAACAUGAUCAGAAUCAUUAAACUAAGGUUGUGACUCCUUCAGUUGAAGUUGUCUCCAAACAUGUGUUUUAUACUUCUUUUUUUCU
Messenger RNA from Mytilus californianus (California mussel), 1773 nucleotides. Its product is annotated as proton-coupled folate transporter-like. NCBI's taxonomy places the organism in Eukaryota, Metazoa, Mollusca, Bivalvia, Mytilida, Mytilidae. Gene Ontology annotation, cellular component: membrane. Gene Ontology annotation, biological process: transmembrane transport. The transcript is spliced from 5 exons. Bases 115 to 1536 code for a protein of 473 amino acids. The record is from RefSeq and is a predicted model, not a curated record. Gene Ontology annotation, molecular function: transmembrane transporter activity.